GGAUUAAAUUCGGUUUUCAACUUUAUUUGGACAACAUACCAUAAUAAGAAUGUCUUUUUCUUUGACAGGCUGGGUUCUCUCACUUCCCACCCCGUAUAUUGAAAACGCAGCCAAGCUUGUUUAUGAACCUGUCACGUACGUACCUUUUUUUUUUUUUGUUUUUUUUGCCGAUCAAUCCCCCAUAACCAUAUGCACGUCCCUUGAAUUGAUAUAAAUAGUUCCUUCUUUUAUAUUAUUUCCCCCUUUUUUUUAUAUAUAUAUAUAUAUAUUUAUUUGAUUAUUUCUUGUAUUCUCGUUUUUACGACCUUUCUUUCUUUUUUUCUUUUUUUCUCUCUCUUUUGUAUGUAUCAACAAUCCGUUUCUUCUAUGGACUCCACGCUUCGUAUAUUCAGUCCUAUUAUUCUAUUCCACGAUGCAAGUAGUUGCAGCAGUGAUCAUCAGGUGAUCCAACUCAAGAAACAAAAGGUCAAUGCCAUGUUAAAAAGUAACGGACAAUUCUGGAGUAAUGUGAUUUGGAGUACCCGAAAUAGUGCAUUUUCCAGUCCACCUCAAACACCACCACCUACUACCGCAUUAUUUACGUCUUGUAAUUCAUCUGUGUCCUCAUGUCCAGAAGAGGGAGGUCAAACUCGACAGAAAUGGUACGGCACUCCCUCGGAUGAAGAAGAAUUAGAAGAAGAAGAAGAGGAAGAAGAAGAAGAAGAGGAUGUGGAUGUGGAAGAAGAUGAUACAAGAAAUAUCCAAACAGUAAAGAAACGUGUAAAAUCCACCAAUGGUCGAAAGCGACGAGGCAACUUACCCAAAAGUGUGACUGCCAUAUUAAAACAAUGGUUGAUUGAUCAUUGUCGACAUCCAUACCCAACUGAAGAAGAAAAGCGGUCCCUAAGGAUAAAGACCAAUUUAACUUUGAACCAAAUUAGUAAUUGGUUUAUUAAUGCACGUAGAAGAAUAUUACCCUUGAUUCUGUCAUCACCAAAUACAAUCGCAUCUCCAGAGACCACUUCAGAAAAGAAGACCAGAAGAAAGCGAGGCUGGAUGUCUGAUUCCACCCAGCCAAAGCAGACUAGUCCUAAAGGGCGUCGUCAGCAAUUAGUCUAAUUAGCCCAUUUUAUAUAUUUAUAUAUAUAUAUAUAUAUCUUUUAUCCCACAUAUAUAAAAAAAAAAGAAAAAAA
Molecule: messenger RNA, 1172 nt
Organism: Mucor mucedo
Lineage: Eukaryota; Fungi; Mucoromycota; Mucoromycetes; Mucorales; Mucoraceae
Exons: 3
Coding region: 343-1098 (251 amino acids)
Biological process (GO): regulation of transcription by RNA polymerase II
Molecular function (GO): DNA-binding transcription factor activity, RNA polymerase II-specific; RNA polymerase II cis-regulatory region sequence-specific DNA binding
Source: RefSeq, a predicted model, not a curated record